Molecule: messenger RNA, 945 nt
Organism: Microdochium trichocladiopsis
Lineage: Eukaryota; Fungi; Ascomycota; Sordariomycetes; Xylariales; Microdochiaceae
Product: 40S ribosomal protein S9
Exons: 3
Coding region: 110-685 (191 amino acids)
Biological process (GO): positive regulation of translational fidelity; translation
Cellular component (GO): cytosolic small ribosomal subunit
Molecular function (GO): rRNA binding; structural constituent of ribosome
Source: RefSeq, a predicted model, not a curated record
CUUUUCCCGACCUCGCGAUCUCCUCAGUUCCACGACGACACGACAGCCCCAACACCCAACGACAUCUCGACGCCCAACGACCAUCGAGAUCACCUGAGCAGUCGCAACCAUGGCUCCUCUGUCCUACUCCAAGACCGCCAAGGUCCCCCGUCGCCCCUUCGAGGCCGCCCGACUUGACUCCGAGUUGAAGCUCGUUGGCGAGUACGGCCUCCGCAACAAGCGUGAGGUCUGGCGUGUCCAGCUCACCCUCUCCAAGAUUCGUCGUGCUGCUCGUGAGCUGCUCACCCUCGACGAGAAGGACCCCAAGCGUCUCUUCGAAGGCAAUGCCCUCAUUCGCCGUCUCGUGCGCGUCGGUGUCCUCGACGAGUCCCGCAUGAAGCUCGAUUACGUCCUUGCCCUCAAGGUCGAGGAUUUCCUUGAGCGCCGCCUCCAGACCUGUGUCUACAAGCUCGGCCUCGCCAAGUCCAUCCACCACGCCCGUGUCCUCAUCCGCCAGCGCCACAUCCGCGUCGGCAAGCAGAUCGUCAACGUCCCCUCGUUCAUUGUCCGCCUCGACUCCCAGAAGCACAUUGACUUCUCCCUGGCCUCGCCCUUCGGUGGCGGCCGCCCCGGCCGUGUCCGGAGAAGGAAGGCCAAGUCCGCCGAGAAGGGCGACGACGCCGAGGAGGAGGAGGAUGAGGAGUAAAUGUACUGUCCAGCCUGAAUUGUUUACGGAAGGCUAGCGGGUCGGAAUAAAAGUCUUGAUAGUACGGGGCAUAUGGAGCAAAACAUCUUAAAAAGCUCCUGGCGUUAGGGCCAAAAGGGAUUCCCGGAAUGCAUGAGAAUUUGACCAAUCCUCGAAUGGCCCCUGCCCGGCAGAUUGCGGUUUCGUGACCAUGUGUACACAACACAAUCUAUCAUUGCUUCAGGCCACGCAAUAGCAAUGACAAACAAACCUCCACACAA